CACCUCCACAAGCUUGCUGCCAUUGUCGAAGGUAUAUCUCUGUGUGUUAUGGAAUUUGGGAGUGUUUGGUUGUGGGAACCGGAAUGAACUAAUGAAUGAAUGAAUGACGAAACAUUCCCGAAGAGCUUGGGGGUUUGUCAGACUUGGUGAGCUUGGAUCUUUACUUGGCAACCUUGCAAAACUGCGUUUCCUUCCCGUGAGUUUCAAGAUUCACAAGAAGGGAACAUCCAAUCAUUGCAAGUCUUGUGAGUUUCAUACACUUUCAUCGCAGUAAGAGGGAGGAGAGAGUGAAAAGUUACUAAUUUCUCUGCCAUCAGAGAAUGCAAAUAACAUAUAGUUUUGCCGUGGAAUGCAGGGAUCUUUCAAAUAACAAUCUGACAGGGGAUAUUCCAGUUAAUGGAUCUUUUUCGCUUUUUACUCCCAUCAGGUUUGUUGAAGCAACUUUACUCUUUUUCUUUACCUUUAGGGACAAAAAUAACAAUCUGACAGGGGAUACACUUUCAUCUCAGUAAGAGGGAGGAGAGGGUAAUAUAGCUUGAUCAAGUUGGUGUUGUAGUUGUUGUAUGGGAUGCAGGUUUCACUCAUCUACUGUCUUUGCAGCUGAGAAGGAACCAGAAGUUCAUUUACGACAGCUCAAAAGGUUUUCUUUGCGCGAGCUACAAGUUGCCACGGAUACCUUUAGCAACAAAAAUAUUCUUGGUAGAGGUGGAUUUGGUAAGGUUUAUAAAGGACGCUUAGCUGAUGGAACUCUGGUUGCUGUAAAAAGACUUACAGAGGAGAGAACCCAAGACGGGGAACUACAGUUCCAAACAGAAGUUCAAAUGAUUAGCAUGGGUGUCCACCAUCGCAAUCUGCUUCGUCUGCAUGGUUUUUGCAUGACACCAACAGAAAGGCUGCUUGUAUAUCCUUAUAUGGCUAAUGGAAGUGUGGCAUCUUGUUUAAGAGAUCGUCCAGAAGGACAACCUGCACUUGAUUGGCCAAUAAGACAACGCAUUGCAUUGGGAUCUGCAAGAGGUCUUGCUUAUUUACAUGAUCACUGUGAUCCAAAAAUUAUUCACCGUGAUGUGAAAGCUGCAAACAUAUUGUUGGAUGAGGAAUUCGAAGCUGUUGUUGGAGACUUUGGGUUGGCUAAACUCUUGGACAACAAGGAUGCAUAUGUUACCACACAUGUAUGUGGCACAAUUGGUCAUAUGGCACCGGAGCACUUUUCAACUGGAGUGUCUUCCGAGAAAACUGAUGUUUUUGGAUACGGAGUCCUGCUUCUUGAACUCAUCACUGGGCAGAGGGCUUUCAAUCCUCAGCUUGCGAGUGAUGAUGAUUUCAUGUCAGUUGAUUGGGUCAAACGACUACUGAAAAAUCGGAGGUUGGAAAGACUUGUUGAUGCUGAUCUAAAUGGAAAUUAUAUUGACGAUCAAGUGGAGCAGCUGAUCCAAGUAGCUCUACUGUGCACACAAGGCUCCCCAGGGGAACGGCCCAAGAUGUCAGAGGUUGUCCGAAUGCUUGAAGGCGAAGGCGAAGGUUUGCUUGAAAGAUGGGAGGAUUGGCAAAAAGAGGAGGUGAUCCGCCAAGAUUUCAACACUAUUCAUCAUCCAAGUAACACUGCUACUGGGGCUAUUGCUGGAGGGGUUGCUGUUGGUGCUGCUUUACCGUUUGCUCUGACAUUAAGGUAUUAAGGGAUCAAGAGAUCA
Pyrus x bretschneideri (Chinese white pear) is the source of this 1688-nucleotide messenger RNA. RefSeq names its product BRASSINOSTEROID INSENSITIVE 1-associated receptor kinase 1-like. The transcript is spliced from 5 exons. NCBI's taxonomy places the organism in Eukaryota, Viridiplantae, Streptophyta, Magnoliopsida, Rosales, Rosaceae. The record is from RefSeq and is a predicted model, not a curated record. Gene Ontology annotation, biological process: protein phosphorylation. Gene Ontology annotation, molecular function: ATP binding; protein kinase activity.